Messenger RNA from Misgurnus anguillicaudatus (oriental weatherfish), 2511 nucleotides. The record is from RefSeq and is a predicted model, not a curated record. NCBI's taxonomy places the organism in Eukaryota, Metazoa, Chordata, Actinopteri, Cypriniformes, Cobitidae.
UAGCACGGGCUGCUGCUGGGUAAACAUGGCGGAUGAGGAUCCAAACGCAAAAGUUGAAUGUGAAGAUACUUCUGCAGAAGAAGAAGGAGCAGAGACGACGGAACGAGGACAGAAUGAUGUGUCUAAUAGCACUGACUCGGUUCGGACGGACAGACCGGCAGACACUUCCUGGUCGGCGCCGAUUUUGUCGUUCGCUCGUAAAGCGACGGAGACGCUGAGCAGCGGGGUGAAUAACUACAGCGCUGGAUCACAACAACACAACAACAGCUCUGAUCACGACAAAUCACCAGCUAUGAAGGAUCCAAUGGCAGUGGAGAGGUCAAAUCUCCUCAGCAUGAUGAAGCUCAGCAUUAAGGUUCUGAUCCAGUCAUCCCUGAGUCUCGGACGGACGCUCGACUCGGAGUAUCCACCCUUACAGCAGUUCUUUGUGGUUCUGGAGCACUGCCUUAAACAUGGUUUGAAAGCGAGGAAAUCAUUUAUUGGUCCGAAUAAAUCGAUCUGGGCUCCUCUAGAGCUAAUAGAGAAACUUUGCCCCGAGUCUGCCGACAUCGCCACCAGUGUACGGGAUAUGCCUGGACUCAAGACAGGACUCGGACGAGCUCGAGCGUGGCUGCAUUUGGCUCUAAUGCAGAAAAAAAUUGCAGACUACCUGAAAGUUUUUAUAAAUAGGCGAGACCUUCUUGGAGAGUUUUAUGAGCCCGGGUCUCUUAUAAUGGAAGAGGAAGGGGCUGUGAUCAUAGGCAUGCUAGUGGGCCUCAAUGUGAUCGAUGCCAAUUUGUGUGUUAAAGGAGAAGAUCUGGAUUCUCAGGUGUGCGUCAUUGAUUUCUCAUUGUACCUGAAAGAUCCGCAGGCAACUGAGACCAAACAGGAUGAUGCAAAAAUGACAGCCAUCCUUGACCAGAAGCACUACAUUGAAGAGCUGAACCGUCAUCUGAGCUGCACGGUGACAGAUCUUCAGGCUAAGAUGGACUCUUUGGAAAAGACCAACUCUAAACUCAUCGAGGAGCUUACAGCGGCCACAGACCGAAUCAAUGCUUUGCGUGAGGAGCAGGAGGAGCUUAGAAAGGAGAAUGAAAAUAUUCUCCAGAGCAGCCAGAGAAAAGAGGAGGUGACUCUCCAGGACAGCCAAGUGGAGUUGGAAACAUAUCGACAGACACGGCAAGGUUUGGAUGAAAUGUACAAUGUUGUCUGGAAGCAGUACAAGGAGGAGAAACGAAUCCGGCAGGAGCUGCAAAAAGAGCUGGAACUACAGAUGGGUCUCAAGCAGGAAAUGGAAGUGGCCAUGAAACUCCUGGAAAAGGACAUUCACGAGAAACAUGACACGCUGGCUGCACUGCGACAACAGCUGGACCAGGUGAAGAACAUCAACUUACAGAUGUUCAACAAGGCACAGGAGUCUGACCGAGUGUCUCAGAAAAAAGAAGAGGAGAAACUACAAAUCGAAAAGAAGUUGAUUCAGAUGGAGGUGACCAUGAAAGAACUGGAGCAGAGGCUACAAAAUUCUGAGAAUUUCCGCAAGAACACGGACGAAAGCCAGAAUGAGCUGAGGUCAGAAAUGAAAGGGAAAAUAAACGGUCUGCAGAAGCGUCUCGCUGACCUGGACACGCUCAGGGCCGGACUGGAAUCGGAGCUGAGCAAUGAGAAGGAACAGCGCCAAAACAUGCAGAAAGAGCUGCAGAGAGAACAAGACAACAGCGCAGAGCUGCGCACACAACUGCAGCAGCUGCAGGGCCUGCAGACGGAACUGCUUGAACUACGGCAGGAGAAGAAGCAACUUCAACAGCUUUGUGAAGAGCAGGAACAAGCCCUGCAGGAGAUGGGUCUUCAUCUUAGCCAGUCCAAACUCAAGAUGGAGGACUUUAAAGAGGUCAACAAAGCAUUGAAGGGUCAUGCCUGGCUAAAGGACGAUGAAGCCACACAGUGCAAACAAUGCCAGAAAGAAUUUUCAAUCGCACGGAGGAAACACCAUUGCAGGAACUGUGGAGAUAUUUACUGCAGCAAUUGCUCCAGUAAUGAGCUCGCUCUGCCUUCGUACCCCAGACCGGUGCGCGUCUGUGACGUCUGUCAUUCUCUUCUGCUCCAGAGAAGCUCCAUCGGGUCCUGACGACACUCACAACAUCUGCUGAUCAUGUGCGUGCGGGCUACAGGCCUUUGUAAUGCGAUUUAGAUUUGUACUUAACCAAUUUACGCAUUACCUUAAUUUGUUGUAGCUUAUUUGGCUUCUUUCUGAUUAAAAUCUUUCAUUGAUAUAAAAUCAUACGCAGAGUUUCUCUGCAGAUUUUUAGCCAAUCAGCAACGGUAACAUUAAGAUAAACUAUUGUAUUUUAAUUGAUAGUCUCCAUUUUAGGGAGAACUAAUACAUCUGAGCCUUUCAAGCAUUCACUAUUUGUGGAUACAGAGGAUUUAUAUGCUUUUUGAUCUUUAGUCCCAUCUUCUGUUGUUGAAAUAUUGUCACUGUUUUAUAAAUUCUGAUUAGGGAAUUAUGACCUCAAAUACAGGUGUUUUUGUUUA